Messenger RNA from Pelmatolapia mariae (spotted tilapia), 9645 nucleotides. RefSeq names its product UPF0606 protein KIAA1549. The coding region runs from base 165 to 4541 and encodes 1458 amino acids. The transcript is spliced from 21 exons. The record is from RefSeq and is a predicted model, not a curated record. Lineage: Eukaryota; Metazoa; Chordata; Actinopteri; Cichliformes; Cichlidae.
GUGAUUCUGCGGGGACUCUCCGCCUCCUUCUUCCCCACGCAGGGAGCGCGCUGCGCGGCUUGGAGAGGCGUGACGCGCCCGAACCGCAUCUCCAGGAUGGCAGGUCCUCCUGAGGGGCCUUCGGCUCUUUGUAGCAGGACCGCACCGCCGGUCCUUUGAGGACGAUGGACGCUGUGACCUUGCCAGGCCCCAGCUCCAGCACCAGGACCAGGAUGGAACCCAGAACCUCGGCCUGCAGACGAACACUCGGUGUGGUCCUGCUGGUGGCUGGCACAUUGGUUUCCAUGGUGACCUCAAGCUCACCUGCUGCAGUUGUGCUGGAAUUCAACAGAACGACUGAUUCUUCGUCACAUCCGUCAUCACCAUCAUCAUCCUCCACCUCUUCUAGACCCUCACCUCCCAGCCACCCCUCAGACUCUGGAUACCACAGUAACGGUGGUGGUGCAGGCUCAGCAGAGGACCCAGACUCUGGUGCUCAGGGGAUCCACCUCCUCCUGAGACCUCCAGACCUCCUGUCCCCCAGUCUACCUCCACCACUCCCCCCACAUAGCCAGCCCACCCUCACUCCUCCUCCCCCCUGGGAUCAGGGGCCCUCGCUGGAGGAGGCCUGGGGGUCUGGGGACUACCUGGAGACUCUGUCCUUCAUGGUACCUGAAGGUGACGAGAUGGCCCUCGCCACGCCACUGCCCAGCCACCCCUAUGAUGGGGACAAUGGGGGGGACUGGGUCUCUUAUGACACCUCCUUUCCUGCUCGCCCCACCCUCUCACUGUCAUCCAAACUUCCCCUCUCCCCCUCCUCCUCAACCCCCAACAUCCCCCUUCACACUCAGCCUGCCCAUCCAGAUGUCUUCCCCACCUGGGAAGAGGACUAUGACUUGGAGGACAUGAUCCCACUGGAGCCGACGGAGCUGCUGCUGCCUGACAUGAACAGUCUGGAGUACUACACAAACCUGUUGGCUCGGGAGAGGGAGAAGGAGAGGCAGAGGGAGAGGGAGAGGGAGAAGGAGAAGGAGAGGGAGAAGGAGAAGGAGAGGGAAAAGGUAAACGAGAACGACUCCAAACCUGUCCUUACACCUACAGCAACACACACCCACCAUCCUCCUUCUACCCCAUCCUCGAGCCCCAUUGCUCCUCCAGGAUUGGAGCCUAAGCAUCCCCCAAGACAGCCCACACCUCCCCUCAGCCUUACACCUAUCCUCACAGGUGAGGAGAAGACACCUGCUCCAUCAGCCACCCCCAAGAUCCCUUCCACCCCUACUCCUCUUGCUCCAAAACACAAAGACUAUGUCUCGGUCCCAAGCAGGCACCCUUCCCGACCCCCAUCCAACACCACCAGCUGGGUGCCUCCCCCUCCGCCGCUGGGACCCCCCACCCGCCCUGAGAGACCAGAGAGGCCCACAGUGGUCACUGAGAUGCCAGCAAAGGCUCCUCCCACCAAGGCCACAACCACUACUAAGGCUACCACAACAACAACCACCGCCAUCAUCACCACCACCCAAAUCACAGCCAUCAGCCUGACCAGAGCCCCUCCAGUCACCACACCCAGAGUGGCCCAGACCCCACCCACCAGACAAUACCUGUGCAAUGUCACCAAGCCAGAAAUGUACCUGGUCAGAGUAGUCAGCUCCAAAGGCUCGUCUGCUGGUUUCAGUCAGGUCCGAGAUCUUCUGAAAAGAGACUUCAACCGCUCAGUGGAGCUGCAGUUCUUGAGAACUCCAUCCAGUUUUGCCUUUCGCGUUGUGUCGGGACCGCUGAUCUUCACUGCCAUGUCCGUCAUCAAUGCCCUCCGCCGACCGCCGCCACGCUUCGGCCCCAUUCCCACAGUUUCACCACUGUACACCAUACCUGACCUCAGGUAUCAGAUCCACUCUGUGCUGCAGUUUGUUCCCACUCAUGUUGACAUUCGAGUCUGCAACUUCAGUGAACGGGUGGAGAGAGGGCUCACCAUGGCGUACGCAGAGACACGGAAGAGAUUACAUGAGGGAGGGAAUGCCACCGUACAGUUGCUGAACAUCACCAUGAGCGUGGCCCGGCCAGCGGUGGAGCAGAAGGUUCCCGUCGACAUCACGUUUGCGGUGCGGGAUGGCCGGGGCUACCUGCUGGGGUCAGAGGUCAGUGAACACCUGAGGAAGCUCAGCCUGGUGGAGUUCAGCUUCUACGUGGGAUUUCCUGCGCUGCAGAUCGCUGAACCCUUUCACUACCCUGAGCUCAACACUUCACACCACCUGCGCUCCACCUGGGUCCGUACAGUCCUGCUGGGAGUUCAGGAGCAGCUGGUGGCCGAGAGAAGCUUUAAGGCUCGUCUGGAGAGACGUCUGGCUCUGCUGUUGGAGGAGGGACUGCAGGAAACCAGCAGGAGACGCUGGAAGAGAGCCACAGCAGUGGGCAACAACAGUCUACAGGUGGUGCGGGUCUCCAGGCUGUCAGGGGCAGAGCGCCCUCUGGAGGUCUUUUAUUUUGUGGAGGGUCCCGGUGGAGAGAGGGUCCCUGCUGACGUGACCGCCGACACUCUGAACCGUGUGGACCUUCAAAGGGCCGCCAUUGUCCUUGGACACCGCGUGCAGAGACCGCUGGCCCAAUCUGUGGAGACGAUCUCUGUCCCUCCAGCUGAGACUCAGAGCAGCAGCAUCUGGCUGAUUGUCGGUGUUGUUGUCCCGGUCGUACUGGCCGUCUUCAUCAUCAUCAUUCUGUACUGGAAGCUCUGCGGUUCCGAGAAGCUUGAGUUCCAGCCGGACGCCAUUAACACCAUCCAGCAGAGGCAAAAGCUUCAGGCUCCCAGCGUUAAAGGCUUCGACUUUGCAAAGCUUCACCUGGGUCAGCACAGUAAGGAUGACAUCAUGGUGAUCCAGGAGUCCGGUCCACUUCCUGCACCAGUAAAGGAAGCCACGCCCUCUGAUGGCGGAGACCUCAACACCCCCAAAUCCAAAGGAUCAUCCACCAAGGUGUCGCGGCCGAGCCGCCGCAGGGGGAGGCUCAGCCCAUCAGACGGUGACUCGUUAGGAAGCGACCAAUCGAGCGGCAGGGAGUCAGCAGAAGAAAGCACCCGACCUGUGGCCACACCCAGCGAGGGGAAACAGCACAGGAAGACACCCAAAAAUGGGAGGAGCAAAAUGGGUGCUCCAUCAGGCAGCGGCCCGGACGAACUUCUGUCCUCGUCCUCCAUCUUUGACCAUGUGGACCGCCUGUCCCGCGGGUCGUCUGACGGCACCCGUCGUCAGGCCAACAAGGUGCAGCUCAUCGCCAUGCAACCACGUCCGAGCCCGCCGCAGCCACAUGUCCCAUCACAGCCAAGCCCCUCCCUCACUGAAAAGGUCAACACAGAGGUGGCGCUGCGGCACAAGUCAGAGAUUGAGCAUCACCGGAACAAACUGCGACAGCGUGCUAAGAGGCGGGGACAGUGCGAGUUUCCGUCCAUGGAUGACAUCAUGGACGCAUUUGGAGAUGGUCCGGUUCAGAGUGAGGCGGCACAGCGACUCUACAGCUCUGCCCACGACCACAUGGACUGCAUCCUGCAGGCCGAUGCUGCCUCACCCCCAACUCCCACCGACUCCAGGAAAAGAGGGAGGCGCUCUCCUAGGAGUCGGCGGGCUCAGCCAGGACCUGGAAGUCUUCCUGACACAGACAGAGACCGGCUGCUCACCGAUCAGAGCGCCACCUACAGGAAAUACCCCGGACUCAACAACGUGGCCUACAUGUCGGACCCCGACCUGCCCCCGGACCAUGGCAGCCCCUCCCCCACUGACGAGGUCUUUGACCCUGCCCCGGCCCCGCCCCCCUACAUGCCCCCCCAGCCCUCCAUUGAAGAGGCCCGGCAGCAGAUGCACUCUCUUCUGGAUGACGCCUUUGCCCUGGUGUCGCCGUCCUCGCAGGGCAGCGCCGGGGUAAGCUCUGCCCUGCCCAGCCCCUCCCCUCAGAGCUGGCCCCCAAACCAGCAGUGGGGCUCUUACCCAGCAGCCCCCCCUCACAGCCCCUUCUCUGCAAGAUAUGCAGAGCUGGGGAUGUCCCCCACCUCAGUCCAGGGCCUGCUGCAGAGGCAGGGGCUGAGCUCAGGAGGGUAUGUGUCUACUGGAGAUCAGCUGCAGGAGUCCAUUUACUCCAACAGGGGGCAGUAUGAGGACCCACCCUCCUCCUCUAGACCUCGACCUGUAGGAGGGAGCACAGGUGCACAGCUCCAUCACCUGACCCAGGUGGGUCUGUCCAGUCAGAUUGGUGCAUACCCUGGGGUGGGUCGCAGCAUGUCGGGCCCCACUGGCUCUAGCUGGAAUCAGCAGCACUCAGACCAGGACCUUUCCAGGCCGGGAGCCAGCAGAGAGAGCGUGAUGUCCUUUCCUGAGUUCUCCUCUUCCUCUGUUUUCCAGAUGCCCAGCUCCUCAUUGCGGGACCCAUCAGCUCCACCUCUCCUCUUGACCUCACCAACUCCAGAAUAUCCGCCUGAGGACGCAUCACCAUCCGCCCACACCUCCGCCUCUCUUAUAAAGGCCAUCAGGGAGGAGCUGCGACGUCUCGCACAGAAACAGGCGGCAGUGACCAGCUACCCGUAAACUGGUUUGGACCUCUUUGGAUCAGGACUCAGCUGGUUUUGAAAGUUUUAAACCACAUAGAACCUGAAAGGUCUAAGGGAAACCAUGAAACUAACCAAUUUACACUCUGGGCUCUGUUGAGCUAGUGUACGUCUGUGCCGGUAAACCCAAAACAAGUCUGGACCACAAUCCAUGUCUGAAAACUUGGACGUCUCUCCUGGAGACCUCCGGUACUUUACAGGGUCCUGAACUGUCUGUCCGUCACUCUCAGCUCUGUUUCAUUAGACAUGAGUUUGACUUGUAUUUUCCACUGAAGUGCUUCCUAAAGAGCAUCAUUAAUGAUCAUCCUUCCUGAACCUCUUGAUUCAGUCGUUACUUUUUAAACAUCUGGAGCAGCAAUUCAUUCCUGAACUUGUGGAGGAGAUGGUCCUUGAUGGUCUUCAACCUGAUUGGCCUCUUGGUCUUCUGGAGUUUAGUCAUUGGAGAGUUCAUUCUGGCCUCCUCGAGUUCUUGAGGGUUUUGGUUUGGUCCAGCCUAAUAUUGGGGGACAGUUGGAGCAGCUGCUUUUAUUAAACCCAGUUCUAACUGCAAGAUCAGUAUUUGAGACCAGUCUAGAGUGAACUUUAUGUUGACUGCACCAGCCAGCCUUAACUACGCCCGGUGGUAGCAAGCUCGUUUACUCGAACAUGCACAUGAAGAUGGGUGUUGCGUAACAGCAAGCAUUCUUGCUAACUGUUUACUUUUGGUGUUUUAGUGGUUAACACAUUUACUUGGGAAACAAAAGGUCACUGGUUUAAUUCUAGUUGCUUGAGGAAGGGCCUUCAUUGUAAACCUCUACCACAUUAAACUUGUACAGCUGUUGUGACCCCCUGUGGUAAGAGAGCAGCUAAAAACAGCUUUUUUCAUUUAGAUGAAAGCAAAUGUAAAAAAAAAAAUUACUACAAAUAAGAAAAUUGAAACAUCAUUAGUUAUCUCAAGGACACACUGAUCGCCAAGCGGUCUAACGUGAUAGAACUUGAGAAGCAUGGCAUUAGGACCUAAAUAAGUCAUUUUAUUGACCGGGCAUAGACAGAAGACCUCCUGAGUAAAACAAGGAUAUGGUCAUGUAAUUGUUGAUGCUCAUGAAGCACAAGUGUGAUAAAGUGCAGCACCACUAAAUGCUCGGUCAUGAGCCAACUCACACUUAAAGGCUCUCCAGUCAGUUCAAACAGAUCAAGAGAGUCAACUCCUCGUUGUUGUAUCUGUAACAGUCUGUCUAGCUUGCUUGUUGUAAAAUUAAUUUAUUGCUCAUAGAAACAAAUGCACAGUGGCUCCGUGCCUCAGAGGGCCCUGGUUUUUGGCUUGGGUCGGACCUGCUAUGCAGUGGUUGUAUGUUUUUGUUGUGCUGGUGAAGUUUUCACCGGGAGCUCGGGUUUUCUCAGUGUUGAUGAAUGUACUAGGUCAGGUAGCUUAUCUUGUUUCAAAUCAGUCUGCUAAAAGAGUGUAUAGUUCUCAACAAUUUCAUUUUCUGGUUUGAAAAACAGGCCAAGAUUUGCAAGAAGACUAAAGGCUGAAUGGUGCAACUACCAAUACUUCUCAGGCCUGACUUAGGACAUCAGGUUAUGAAUACCUUCUUAAGUUAGUGCAACCAACCUCUGGAGAAGAACUUCCCGUCUAGUCUUUCAGAACUUCGUGAUCGUUCCUGGAGUUCUAGAGUGAAUGGAUCUCCAGGGAAUCUAUCCGUUGGAACCUCUGCGAAGUGCUGUCCUUAAUGGCCUUCUGGUGGUUCAUCCUAUUGGGGUAGAUGGUUAUUCUUGACCUUUUGAGUGGAUAUUUCCCUCUGGACCAUUUCCUCCUAAAGUUCUGAAGUGGAUUGAUUCUCUGGACCUUCUGUGGUGCUAACUGUCAGCCUCAUACCAUCUUGUCAUUAACCACUAAUUGCCUUCCACACUCCCAUCAGCCACGGUGGUCAGGUGUUUGUUCAUAAACCAUAUCAAUGAGGUCUUUGCACUGUCGACAGCUGGAGGUGCCGCACAGUUCCUGCUGCACGGGGACGCAAAACAAGAAAAAUAAUAUUUAUAGCUAUCUAUAAGAAUGAAUAAAAUAUAUGUAAAGAGAUAGAAUCCCAAUGAGCACAAUAUUAAUGUAAGAGUUAUUACUGGAGUAUUGAGAUGUUACUUAUUUUUUAUUGCUUAUAUAUGAAAGUAUACUUUAAAUGCUUUAUUUUGAUCAAAAAAAGACCAAACUACUGUUCUAUGGUUGUAAUCCUCUUGUGUUUAAGCUCGCUGUAGAUUUUGAGCUAGCAUUUGUUUCUCUGUGGAAACGUUGCUUAGCGUAGCCGCUCGCUCGCGUGUUCAUGUAUCGGUGGCAAUGAAAAAAAAAUUCAGCUAAUGCAUUGCUUUGGUAUCAAGCUUUUUGUCGCUGAUUUGUUGCAUCCAUCAGUCUGUGAGCAGAGCGCUGUAGACAAGUGGGUAAAAAGUGUUCGUCAGAGAGGGGAACUAGUCGUUCAUCACUGCCGCAAGGUGGUUCUUCCUCAGAGGAGAGCUGCUUCAUAAACUCACUGAGAGAUGUCUCAUCAGAGCUGCCUGAUGAUCCUGAUGAAGGGAAAAGCAAAUAGUGAUAAGGUUUAUAUUUCCAGGACUCCAGGCUGAUCCUUUGUCUCACAUGUAGAACACAUCAGGAAGUGCUCACUUCAGCUGUACUCUUCAGUGAUACUCUGAGUACACUGUGUGGUUCAGGUGAGGGAUCUGCCCAGGUACAUCGUCCACAUGAUGACUCCCUAGCUGUAAAUUUCCCAUUAUGUUAGCUUCAUUGUUCUCACAUGAACUACAGACUUCAUGCCAGGACAUUGCAGGUAAAAGUGUUAAUGUUUAACCUGCAGCCCUGUCGGGCGAUUAAGAGCAUAAAUAACUUUUCUUUGUUCCAGCCUCCCCUGAAAGGUUUGCACCGUUUCAUCAGGGGAGGAAAAUAAGGUUUGUCAUUACUGACCUUUUAUACUAUUGAAUAUUUAUAUUUUUAUUACUGACCUUGUCCAGUGAGUGAAGUCUGCAGAACCUUCUGGAAGUUUGUAGAAGACCGCUUUGCAGACAUGAUUGUAGAUCCAGAGAAAUGUCUCCCCAUGUGGACCUCCUGACAUUGUCUCUGCAUCUUGAUGAGUCCACUGAGUGAGGACCUUGUGUUUCAACCUUUAGUUUCAUGUCCUGGCUGCAUAGCUGAGCGGCUGGUUCCUCUCUUAGCUGAUUGGCUGUCUUCUCUGUGGUGUGUUGGUGGUCAGUCACUCAUGGUGAAGGUUUGUUUGCGUCUGCUCUCUGCUCUUCUUCAGCAUGUUCACCUAAGUUUGAGGCUUUAGCUAUUUGUGGUGUUGCAGUUAAUGUUUAGCAUGCUGCCAAAAGAUGUAAAAAAGUGAAGAAUCGUUCCACAUCCAGUUAAGAGUGAGCAAAGAGUGAUUCAUGUCACAGUGCCAUGAAAGCACCGUUCAUCCAAGCACAGCCGGAAAAAACACACCAUGAGAACCAUCAUGUUUUUGUUUUUUAGGAGAUUUUUGAGUCUGAAUGAAGAUGCUUAUGGAUGGAGUGGAUAUGAUGUUGAAUAGAAACCUAUUAUAUAUGGAAAAGAUUUUAUCUGUGAUUGUUCUGCUGAACAGACUCAAAGACACAACACAUUCGUCAUGAACCAGAAACCAACCGCAGAACUCUUUACCUGCUAGAGACGAUCUGAUUGGACCUAGCACCUGUCAGUCACGCUGUAGGACUCAGCAAUGCCUACAGGAUCAAAUGGUGCUAAUUCAACGACUAAAGGUGUCUGAAACGAUCAGAUCACCCCCAAAAUGGAAAAUAAUCCUGCAGGUGUCCGAAUAGCAAAGAAAAGUCUGACUUCUCAGCAAACUCUUCAUAAACUUCUCCUGAAUGUUUCUGUUUUCCAGAGACUCUGUUUUCUAGACCUGUGAUCCUCAGUAAGAGUCCAGCAGAUGAGCAGACGCUCAGAGGAUGAUUUUUCAUGACAAAACUACUGAUCAGCACUCUGAGACCUGCUGAAGUUUGCAGGGAUCACGGUUGUUCCCCUCCCUGCAGGCCGAGCCGGUCCAGUUGCUGUCGUGGACAAAAAAUAUGAAACUGUGGAGGUAUUGUACAGACGACAUAGGAGCUGUAACUUUCCAUUCCGACUUUAUUCAUCUCCACACAACAACUGAACACAUUGUGCCAAAAACCAGCAGAACCUCUCCUCCCGACCUUGGUGUGAGUGGAGCCCUCUGGUGGGCCACCACAAAACUGCAAAAACUGCUGCAGAGCAGAUCAGCAGGUGGAGGUGAUGGAGUCACGGCACAGGAAGCAUGUGGUCAGCUGAUCAUUAGCUUUAGUGGGGAGAACUUUGAAAACAGAUCUUUGAGACAGAUCAUUUGACAAACAGAUCUGGCGCAGACUGCAGCUGUCGGUGGAUCUCCUUCAGAAGCUUUUAAAACAAACCUGCUGCUGCAUUGGCACAUUUUUAAAACUUCUCAGUUUCAACUUUGUUCUGUUGUUUUUGAACAGAGUUUAAAGGAUCUGAUAAUUAUUUGUUUCAAAAUUUUAAACCGAUUCUAUGUUUUAGCUGCUAUUCCAGCUUUUCCUGUUAUCUCAAACUGCCCGCUAAAAUAAGAGCUUGGACAAGCUUUCCCCUGCCAAAAUCAGUAGCUGUAUCUGCACCAGCAAUUGAAACUGUUUUCAGGUGUUGACCUUUGACCUGCAGAGAGCUUUGCUUUCGCCAGGGUUUCAGAUCUCCCCUCUGUCAGUAGUUUUGUCAUGAAUGAACUUCUGUACGGCUGUUCCGAGUCGAACCACAUUCCUGUUGUUCCUCUUCAGGCUCCGUUUCCACGCACCGCCUUGCCGAUUUACACACUUACACCAGGUGAGAGCAGGCCCCAGGUGUGGUUCAGGUAAUUUGGUGAUGCUGCUUCAUGGAAACAGAGCCUGGGGGAGUUCUUUUAAUGUCGAGUCAGUGAGCUGGGAACACUGCCAGCAGCCUCACCUGUUCCACAGCGGCCAGAUGAGUGUGCCGCUAACCUGUGCGGGUCACAUUGAUGGGAUCUGUUCUACCCUGCCUCUGUGUGAGCUGCACCCUGUGGUGUUUCAAGUCUGACAGACUGUGUUCAAAACAUUAAAGAGACGUG